This is a messenger RNA of Neogale vison (American mink), 1581 nucleotides long. RefSeq names its product deleted in azoospermia like (gene DAZL). The coding region runs from base 1 to 1581 and encodes 526 amino acids. Lineage: Eukaryota; Metazoa; Chordata; Mammalia; Carnivora; Mustelidae. The transcript is spliced from 14 exons. Gene Ontology annotation, molecular function: mRNA 3'-UTR binding; protein binding. The record is from RefSeq and is a predicted model, not a curated record.
AUGACUGGGAAGCACUGUGCUGGCGACGGUCUAUCAGCAGUCCUGGACCACAACGCCUGUGACCCCCAUGGGGACCUGUUGAAGAAAGUUAAACUUAAGGAAGCUACCUUUUUCUUUGCACAUCAGAAUUUUGCAUGGGUGAACAUUGGACACCAAUAUUCUCACUCUAAACCAGGGGCAAGAACAGAACAUCAGAAGUUGUUGGACCUCAGCACAUUGUUGGCCUCAGCAGAUUUCUUUAAGACUGUCACAUUGCCUAAGUCGAAGCCGGGCAGUGCCACGAGAAGACCCCACAGCAGCCCCAAGAGUGGUGCCAGAAGCGCCGCCUCCGCUCCUCCUCGAGCCUCACCAGAGGGAACUGCUAGCUGCCGCCAUCAUGGUGAGCUGAGGAGAAGGCCUAAAGGGCCCACGCCGGGUUGGGUCCUCCCGGGUGGUGGAAACUCAGCCUUUCUAGCGCAGUGCCAGAGAGGGGCUGAAAGCGGGGUCACCCCCUUCCCUUCCUGGGUGCACCACAGACAAGGCCUGAGAGAGGAGGUCGAGACAGCCCAGAGGGGUGGAGGAGGGGCGGCAUGCCAGCGGAUGUCGCAGUGGGUGGAGGCUCUGAGGGCUCGCUGUCCCACCCGCUGCCUGCCGACCACGUGCCGGGUUGCGGCCUUCACGCCGCCCUGCCUGCCUCCCGCCGCAGCGGGCUGGGUUUCUGCUGCAAAUCCUGAGACUCCAAACUCAACCAUCUCCAGAGAGGCCAGCACUCAGUCCUCAUCAGCUACAACCAGCCAAGGCUAUGUUUUACCAGAAGGCAAAAUCAUGCCCAACACCGUUUUUGUUGGUGGAAUUGAUGUUAGGAUGGAUGAAACCGAAAUUAGAAGUUUCUUUGCUAGAUAUGGUUCAGUAAAAGAAGUGAAGAUAAUCACGGAUCGAACUGGUGUGUCCAAAGGCUAUGGAUUUGUUUCAUUUUAUAAUGAUGUGGAUGUGCAGAAGAUAGUAGAAUCACAGAUAAAUUUCCAUGGUAAAAAGCUGAAACUGGGACCUGCAAUCAGGAAACAAAAUUUAUGUGCUUAUCAUGUGCAGCCUCGUCCUUUGGUUUUUAAUCCUCCUCCUCCACCACAGUUUCAGAGUGUAUGGAGUAAUCCAAACACUGAAACUUAUAUGCAGCCUCCAACCAUGAUGAAUCCUAUUACUCAGUAUGUUCAGGCCUAUCCUCCUUAUCCAAGUUCACCUGUUCAGGUCAUCACUGGAUAUCAGCUGCCUGUAUAUAAUUAUCAGAUGCCACCACAGUGGCCUGCUGGAGAACAAAGGAGUUAUGUUAUACCCCCGGCUUAUACUGCUGUUAACUACCACUGUAAUGAAGUUGAUCCAGGAGCUGAAGUUUUGCAAAGUGAAUGUUCAGUUCAUGAAGCUACUCCAUCCUCAGGAAAUGGCCCACAAAAGAAAUCUGUGGACAGAAGCAUACAGACUGUGGUGUCUUGUCUAUUUAACCCAGAGAACAGACUGAGAAACUCUCUUGUUACUCAGGACGACUACUUCAAGGACAAAAGAGUACAUCACUUUAGAAGAAGUCGAGCAGUGCUUAAAUCUGUUUGA